AUGGAUUUUAUUAAGACAUUGAAGAAGAAGACUGAGGCCAAAAUAUCUGAUAUCAAAUCAGAAUUCAAAGAUUCUUCUACAAUUCCUAGGUUAAAACCAGAGUUCAACUAUGAAGCAUUACAAAUAGCAAUUGACUGUGGUCCGUACAUGUACGAAUAUUAUUAUGAAAUGGACUUCGACCUGACUCAUUUUUUAAAAAGAUAUAAUUUUUUAUACCCAACACCAAAUACAGAUGAAUCUCAGCUGCUAGCUACACAACUUGAAACAAUUGCGAAAAUGCGAGAGCAACUAUUGGCAAUGCCGAUAGUAGAACAUGUUUCUCAAGCCACACCGACAAAAAGAUCGAAACUGCAUACACAACAGCCAGUGAAAGAGAUCACACUUGAGGAGAUAUAUUACUGUAACGACCUGAUACUUUUUAGAUUCCUGAGAAGCUACGACUAUAAAGUUGAAAAGUCGUUGAACUUGUUGCUUAAAACGUUAUCGUGGCGUAGAUCCAGAGACCCGCUGAGACUGCCUCCAGAAAAGGUGGAGGCAAGCGUGUGUAAGAGUAUGCUAUAUAGGAGAGGCUUUGACUACUUUGCGUGCCCACUGAUAUAUUUCAGACCUGUUAAUGAAACACCAAUAAGCUUUGAAAUACACGUGUUGGCACUUUAUUAUACUUUGGAGAGAGCGUUGCAGACGUGUAUACUGACACAGGGCAACGAUAAGGUGUACGUAAUCGUGGACCUGAAGGAUUGGUCAUUGACAAGACUGCCGCCAAUGGACCUGGUACUUGAAACAGCAAGAGCAAUUGUAGAACAUUAUACAGAAACAGUGGAUGAAAUACUCUUCGUGGAUGCGCCGCCAAUGACGGACGCAGUCUUCCAAAUGGUAAAGUGUGUACUGCCAACAUCGACAACAAAAAAACUGUCAUUUAAGUCGAGAGGACCGAAGCUGUUUCAAUAUUUGAAGGAUAGAAUACCGGCCUGCUUCCUAGAAAAGUCACUUGGAGGAGAAUGUGAUCCAGAUCCGGACCACAGCGUGUAUUGGAAUAUAGAACAAUCGCAAUAUAAGUAUUUCCAGGAUAAAAUCGACCAAUGGAUUGCGGAAAACAAACAUAAAUACAUUAAAACAAACGAAGAAUUAUAA
Molecule: messenger RNA, 1131 nt
Organism: Theileria orientalis strain Shintoku
Lineage: Eukaryota; Apicomplexa; Aconoidasida; Piroplasmida; Theileriidae
Exons: 2
Coding region: 1-1131 (376 amino acids)
Molecular function (GO): phosphatidylinositol transfer activity
Source: RefSeq, a predicted model, not a curated record